UUUUACCUUUGAAGACAAUGUUAGGACCAAGAUACGAUGAACAGGUUGCUGAAGAAAAUCGCUUUCACCCGAGUAUGUUAUCCAACUACUUAAAGAGUCUGAAGGUUAAAAUGGGUUUACUGGUAGACUUGACCAACACCACUAGAUUCUAUGACAGGAAUGAUAUAGAGAAAGAGGGGAUUAAAUAUAUAAAGCUCCAGUGUAAAGGGCAUGAUGAGUGCCCUACACCUGAGAAUACAGAGACAUUUAUCCGUGUAUGUGAACACUUUAGUGAUAAGAAUCCCUCAGAGCUUAUAGGUGUCCACUGUACACAUGGUUUCAAUAGAACUGGAUUUCUGAUCUGUGCCUUUUUGGUAGAGAAGAUGGACUGGAGUAAUGGGGCUGCUGUGGCUACUUUUGCGCAGGCUAGACCACCGGGUAUUUAUAAAGGUGACUAUUUGAAGGAAUUAUUUCGUCGUUAUGGAGAUGAAGAUGAUGCACCAUCACCACCUGAGCUACCAGAGUGGUGCUUUGAUGAAGAUGAAGAGGAGGAUGAUGAUAAUGGUAAAACAGGAGGCCAAGAAUCAGAACCUGGAUCAUCAAGCUCUUCCUUUGGCAAGAGGAGAAAAGAACGUCUAAAACUGGGUGCAAUUUUCUUGGAAGGAAUAACAGUUAAAUGUGUGACGCAGGUGACAACACAACCAAAGUUAGGAGGAAUACAGCAAAAAUGCCAGCAGUUCUGUGGAUGGGAAGGGUCUGGAUUCCCUGGAGCACAGCCUGUUUCCAUGGACAAGCAAAACAUUAAAUUUUUGGAGCAGAAGCCAUACAAAGUUAGCUGGAAAGCAGACGGCACUCGGUACAUGAUGCUGAUUGAUGGCAAGAAUGAAGUUUAUAUGGUUGAUAGAGACAAUUCCAUUUUUCACGUGUCUAAUCUGGAAUUUCCAUUUCGUAAAGAUCUUCGCGCACAUCUAACAAACACUCUUCUGGAUGGGGAAAUGAUCAUCGACAAGGUUAACGGACAGGUUGUCCCUCGGUACUUGAUAUAUGACAUUAUUAAGUUUAAUGGACAGCCUGUUGGAGACUGUGAUUUUAAUGUUCGACUUGCAUGUAUAGAGAAAGAGAUUAUAUUUCCACGACACGAAAAGAUGAAGAAUGGUCUUAUCGACAAAGCACAGGAACCAUUCAGUGUUCGAAACAAACCAUUUUUCGACAUCUACGCUUCAAGAAAGCUCCUGGAAGGAAGCUUUGCUAGAGAAGUUAGCCAUGAAGUGGAUGGACUGAUAUUUCAGCCUACAGGAAAAUACAAGCCUGGUCGAUGUGAUGAUAUUUUGAAAUGGAAGCCACCCAGCCUGAACUCUGUUGAUUUUCGUCUAAAGAUAACAAGAAUUGGUGGAGAGGGGCUACUCACCCAGAAUGUUGGUCUUCUUUAUGUUGGAAACUUUGACAGACCUUUUGCACAAAUUAAGGUGACAAAAGAUCUGAAACAGUACGACAAUAAAAUUAUAGAGUGCAAGUUUGAGAACAACAGCUGGGUCUUCAUGAGACAGAGAGUAGACAAAAGCUUUCCAAAUGCCUACAGCACUGCCAUGGCUGUAUGCAAUAGCAUCCAGAAUCCGGUCACAAAGGAGAUGCUGUUUGAGUUCAUUGACAGAUGUGCAGCAGCUUCUCAAGGACAGACGCGGAAGCACCACCUCGAUCCUGACACCGAACUCAUGCCACCCCCACCGCCCAAAAGGCCGCGUACCAUAACAUAA
Molecule: messenger RNA, 1733 nt
Organism: Opisthocomus hoazin
Lineage: Eukaryota; Metazoa; Chordata; Aves; Opisthocomiformes; Opisthocomidae
Source: RefSeq, a predicted model, not a curated record